Messenger RNA from Osmerus eperlanus (European smelt), 3386 nucleotides. RefSeq names its product prospero homeobox 1a (gene prox1a). Lineage: Eukaryota; Metazoa; Chordata; Actinopteri; Osmeriformes; Osmeridae. The transcript is spliced from 2 exons. The record is from RefSeq and is a predicted model, not a curated record. Gene Ontology annotation, cellular component: nucleus. Gene Ontology annotation, molecular function: DNA-binding transcription factor activity, RNA polymerase II-specific; RNA polymerase II cis-regulatory region sequence-specific DNA binding. Gene Ontology annotation, biological process: regulation of transcription by RNA polymerase II. Bases 449 to 2671 code for a protein of 740 amino acids.
ACAGUUCUUAUUGGUAGGUGGAUUGUUACAUCACGCUGCUUAUGACGCGCCGUCUUCCUGUUUCCUUCAGCUGUGUCUUAAAGUGAAUCUUGUUGGUGGAGGAGAGCUCGAGCAUCAAAGCUCUGCAUCGCGUGUGCCUCGGAGACACACACUCACGAACUGCUACGACACAACAAGCCUUUCAGUCUCGAGAGGAGAGGAUAGAGAAAGAGCGGCGCAAAAGAGCUCUUUUAUAUAUUUUUUCUAUUCCACGGUCGUAUCACUCACUUUCACGCCAGCUCUUCAUUCCCUGAGAAAUUAUAAUAUCCAGCCUCGCAUAAGCGAGUCCUCCGUAUCUCUUUCUCCAGAAAAAGGAGUUCGGUUUUCCGUUCCAUCUGCGGGGUACACGGCAUAAUUGGCUCUAGAGGUGUGGGCACAGCAGGAUAUGGCCCAAUAGCAGCAGCCCGUGAUGCCGGACCAUGACAGCGAAUCCCUCCUGAGCAGACAGACCAAGCGCAGACGAGUCGACAUCGGCGUCAAGAGGACCGUGGGUAGCAACAACGCCGGCGUUCUCGUGACAACCAACGCCGCUUCCUCCGCAGCCGAUAACAUUGCCCGCGCCAAAGCCGCCAUCUUCGGUGCCAUGAACUCUAUGAACUCCCACAACCACCGCAGCUCAGACGCAGAUGCCAUGGAGUGCUCCGUGGUGCAGCCCCACGGCGCCAUCUCCGCUUCCGACUGCGAGUCCAAGUCCAACGUUCUCCGGAAGCUUCUGAAGAGGGCCAACUCGUACGAGGACGCCAUGAUGCCCUUCCCUGGCGCCACCAUCAUCUCCCAGCUCCUCAAGAGCAACAUGGCCAAGAAUGGCGGGGGAGGAGGCGGAGAGAGGGGGGAGCGGGGGGAGCGGGGAGGCGAGGGGGGGUUCCCCGGCUCUGGCCUGUCCAGCGGAGGCUCCGAAGCCCCCCAAGAAGACGCCUGUAGCAACUCCUCCCAGGACAGCCCUCAGGAGUGCCUGUCGCCCUUCGGCCGCCCCCCGGGGCUCGGGGCCUUCGACCUGGAGCGCCUCAACGACGAGCACUUGCGGGCCAAGCGCGCCCGCGUGGAGAACAUCAUCCGCGGCAUGAGCCACUCCCCCAGCGUGGUGGUGCCUGCCUCGACGCGCCACCACCCCGAGGGCGGCCGCGACCGCGACAUGGACGUGGAGCGCGACAUGGAGAUGGACGGCCCCCAGCAGGCGCCCAGCCCCAGGGCCCCGGGAGGAGGGGAGAUGUGCAGCCGGGAGAACAAGCGCAAGCAGCGGCUUCCCCAGCAGCAGCAGCAGAGCUUCACCCAGCUGGUGUGCCAGCGCAAGGAGCAGAAGCAGGAGGAGCGCCGGCAGCUCAAGCUGCAGCUGGAGGACAUGCAGAAGCAGCUGCGCCAGCUGCAGGAGAAGUUCUUCCAGAUCUACGACUCCACCGACGACUCGGAGCACGACCUCAGCCUCCACCACCACCACCACGACCUGGGCAACAUGUCCGAGGACAGCGCCGGCCGGUCGGAUGCCGGCGCCGACGAGAGAGGCGGCGGCGGCGGCGACCGCUCCGACAACGAGAUGUCCGAUCUGGACCCGGGGCACUUUUUGGACCGGGCGAGAGCCUUGCUCCAGGAGCAGGCCCUGCUGGCUGAGGGAGACAAGCCCAGGAGAGAAGGCCUGGGCCGGGGGAAGAGUCAGGGAGGACCAGCCUCCUCCUCCAUGCACGCCGAGGGCAAGCAGCUGGCCGAGACCCUGAAGCAGGAGCUGAACUCGGCCAUGUCCCAGGUGGUGGACACCGUCGUCAAGGUGUUCGCCAAGCCCCCCCGCCCCGCGCCCCCCCAGGUGUUCCCCCCUCUCCCCAUGCCCCCCGAGAGGUUCUCGGUGAACGGCGACAACCCCAACUUCCACACGGCCAACCAGCGCCUGCAGUGCUUCGGCGACGUCAUCAUCCCCAACCCGAUGGACUCGUUCGGCGGCAUGGCCGGCGUGCCCGGCGGGGCCAACGACCAGACGGAGGCGCUGCCCCUAGUGGUGAGGAAGACCCCCAGCGAUCACCACCACCAGUCAUCAGCCGUGGGCGCCCAUGGCGGGCACCACCACCCCGCCCUGCACCCCUCCUCCCUCUCAGCCUCCAUGGGCUUCAGCCCCCCCUCCUUCCGACACCCCUUCCCCCUUCCUCUCAUGGGCUACCCCUUCCAGAGCCCCCUGGGCGCCCCCUCGGGAGGCUACCUGGGGAAGGAUCACUCCUCCCCCGACUCCAUGGACCUAUCCAGGGAGACCACCAGCCUGCGGACCAAGAUGGCGUCCGGCCACCACAUGGGCCACCACCACCGGUCCCUGUCUCCCACCCACCCCGGCAGCACGGCCGAGGGACUGUCCCUGUCCCUCAUCAAGUCCGAGUGCGGCGACCUCCAGGACAUGUCCGACAUCUCACCCUACUCUGGCAGCACCGUAUCCUUUAUUACCCUCUGGGGUGGGGAGUCAGGGCAGAGACAGGUUGUGUGUUUGUACGUGAGUUUGCGUGUGUUAGCCUGUCUGUCUGUCUGUCUGUCGGGUUUUCUGUGUUUCCCUGUAAGUGUGGGUGAGAGAGAAAGAGAGAGUCUGACUCGUUCUUCGUUGCCUCUCGCAAAGCCGAUAACAAUUCCUCUGCCCCGACUCCUUUGCCAGACUUAUUUAUAGCUCUUCCUUCUUUUCUCUCCCUUCUACGCCACUUUUUCACUCGUUUUCUCUCCUAAGUGGUUCCAAAAAAAAAGCACUCUAGUUACCUAUCACUUACCCUGGCCAAGAUUAGGGGCCCCAUUGACAUUGUGCGUCCCCCAUUUCGACCGCGUCCAAAUGAGCAGAGAGGAGAAGGUAGGACCUCGAAACGUGGCACAAUGGCGUCCUAUAGUCGUCUCCUAUGGGUUAACCCCUGCGUGGCCCGGCCGUGCCCGGAGCAUAAAGAGGCUAUCCCCUGUGGGAGUCUCAGAUGGAGCCCCACAGGGCCCGGAGCCUAUUAGCUUCAACUGAAACAUUCUGCCCUCUGUUCCAGCCGCUCCUAUAGCUCCUUGGAUCCCAGCCAUUCAACACGUCCUUUAAACCCCUUAUCAAAGUUUUAUUGGUGAAAGCCAGGUAGCGCUCAUUGGAGGGGGUUGACUUACAGCUUAUUAGGAACUGGUGAGGUGUGAAAUGAGUUUGGUUGUGUAUGAUCGGUGGGUUCCCAGAGAGUCUGUAUGUGUGUGUGUGUGUGUGUUUUCGGUGAAGUGGUAGCUUUGUCUUAGAAAGCAUCGGGCUGCGAGUGGAACUUGGAAGGACGGGAGGGAUGCUUGUGUGGAUGGUUGUAUGUGUCAUUGUUGCCGUGGGGCUCUACCCUUAUGUGUGACGUGCGUGUGUGUGUGUGUGUGUGUGUGUGUGU